Zalophus californianus (California sea lion) is the source of this 2266-nucleotide messenger RNA. It is a transcript of the gene MARCHF3, whose product is annotated as membrane associated ring-CH-type finger 3. The transcript is spliced from 8 exons. The record is from RefSeq and is a predicted model, not a curated record. Lineage: Eukaryota; Metazoa; Chordata; Mammalia; Carnivora; Otariidae. Gene Ontology annotation, molecular function: ubiquitin-protein transferase activity; zinc ion binding. Bases 716 to 1477 code for a protein of 253 amino acids. Gene Ontology annotation, biological process: protein ubiquitination.
CUCCGCCCCGCCCGCCGGGCGGCCCCGCCUCCCUCCGGAGCCGGGUAGCCUCAGCCCGGCGGUCCGCCUCAUUCGCUGAGCAGGUCCGUGAAUUGUCAACGCGUUCCGGGCGGUUGCUGAGCCGGGGCGCCCGCCGGGCUUGUCGUGCUCCCUCGGAGGUACCUGCCCAAACCGAUGUGCGGGGUUCGCUAGGGCGAGAGCAGUCGCCGGUUCGCGGCAACUUGGGAUUCAGGACCCGCAGCAGGGGCGUCGGUUUGCGAUCCGGACUCAGCGAGGAGGAAAACACAACACAGGGCAGGCUUGAAUUCUCAGUGUGAAAUAACUGUUUGACUCCAAUGACUAUGUAACCUGGGACAUCCAAGCAGUUAGAACUUGAGGAGAAGCAAGAAUUUAUUUCUAAGCAAUCUGUGGAAGAUAAGUGAUUACAGACAAGUCAUAAACCCUAAGAAUGCAAAACUAAUGAUGUAACUGAGACAAUCUGAGUGAGAGAUGGAAGAGAGGAGCAACAGAAGGAGGCUGGAUCGGGUUAAGGAAACUCACCCAUCCUUUCUGGCAGGACUGGAAAUACAAAGAAAUGAACAGACCAGAUUUGAUUCAGGAUGGUCUUGCUGAGCGGCUGCAGGGCCUGCAAGGAUGCUCUGGUGGAAACAGCCCUCCAUAUGGAAAUCCUGUAUGAAUGUGGAAGCCAUUAGCCAAGUAAUUGCUGUCUGUUACCAUGACAACCAGCCGCUGCAGUCACCUGCCCGAAGUGUUGCCAGACUGCACCAGCUCGGCCGCGCCCGUGGUGAAGACCGUGGAGGACUGUGGCAGCCUAGUGACUGGGCAGCCGCAGUAUGUCAUGCAAGUGUCGGCCAAGGACGGGCAGCUGCUGUCAACGGUGGUGCGGACUCUUGCCACCCAGAGCCCCUUCAAUGACCGGCCGAUGUGCAGGAUCUGCCAUGAGGGCAGCAGCCAAGAGGACUUGCUCUCCCCCUGCGAAUGCACGGGGACUUUGGGGACAAUUCAUCGGAGCUGCCUGGAGCACUGGCUGUCGUCCUCAAACACCAGCUACUGUGAACUCUGCCACUUCAGGUUUGCAGUCGAGCGCAAACCCAGGCCGUUAGUGGAGUGGCUCCGAAACCCGGGCCCCCAGCAUGAGAAGCGGACCCUGUUUGGAGACAUGGUGUGCUUCUUGUUCAUUACGCCGCUGGCCACCAUCUCGGGCUGGCUCUGCCUGCGGGGCGCCGUGGACCACCUGCACUUUAGUAGUCGGCUGGAGGCCGUCGGACUGAUUGCACUCACUGUGGCACUCUUCACUAUUUACCUCUUUUGGACACUAGUGUCGUUUAGGUACCACUGUCGAUUGUACAACGAAUGGCGUCGGACCAAUCAGAGAGUGAUUCUCCUCGUCCCAAAGUCUGUCAGCGUCCCUUCUAACCAGCAGUCCCUGCUGGGCCUCCACUCUGUCAAGAGGAACUCAAAGGAGACCAUUGUCUGACGUCCGUGUGGCUGGUUGGUUGACUCGUCGUUUGGGGUUCCGGACGUUUCUGCCCUGGGGCCAUGACUGAGCCACCCCCAAACCCUUCCUGAAGCCGUGGGUCUCGGGACAUCCAGAGCUGUGGCAGCACCGCGCCCCGAGCAACGGACUCGACCCCAAAGAAAGCAAACGCGGUUUCACUUGGAAUCAUGGAUGCUGCGAUCACAUGAUCCUUGCUGGGUUGCCAAACGUGCUUAUUGAGCAGAUACUAUACGGAGUUUCCCCAACACCUCUUUGACAGAUGAGGAAGGUUGUCCUGCUAAAGAUGCAAUUCAAUGCUUCCUUUUUUAUUACUAUUUCAAAUAUAUAUAUAUAGAUAUAGAUAUAUAUUAAAGUCAGAUGAUAAUCACCAUGGAAAAGCCAAUGUUAAAACUGGUUUCUUGGUUUGGACGGGUUUGGUUUUGGGUGAGUGUAUUUGUUUCCUGGUUUCUACUGUAGAUUCUUUGGGGUAAUUUGAUAACCUGAGUGGUCUUUUUCCAUCUCCUUCUCUCUUACUAAGGGGACAGCAUAACAACUGCAGAACAAGGCAUAUCUGAAGGACGUUUUGUACUAAACUUCAUUUAUUCCGUUUUUAAAGGGGAAAAAAAAAAAAGGCGUGGCGACUCUCCCGACAGUGAGCUGUUUAUUUAAAUUUCAUUAAGGAGGAAAAAAAAAAUUAUGGUGAGAAGCACGCUCCUUUCAACUUGUUUGGUACUGCCGGCUGAUAAAAACUAUUUUCUAAUAAUAAAUAUCCAGUGUGUGAAAGACAAA